UGUCGUCUGUGAUUUUAAUUUAACCUGUCUCAAAAGUUAUGUGUUUUUUAAAAUUCCAAUAAAAAACAAUAUAUUUUAAGUUAAUUGUUUUAUUGUAACAUAUGUGUAAAAUCUUACACGCUUGUUCACUUUGAAAGCUGCGCUAUAAUUUCGCUGCUUUAAUAUGAAAUCCAAUAAACGAACACAUGACUUUAGAGCUCUGGAACUAAAAAUCAGCGAACAGUCCAUUUCGCCUCAUACAAUUUAUUUUAAAGAGCAUUCUGUUAGAGAACACUCCAGUGACAAACCAUCUGGUAGAACAUUGUUUAUAGUUAACGUGCCUCCCUAUGCAGAUGAAAAAGGUCUGAAAAAUGCAUUUUCUGAAGCUGGAACAGUAAAUUCUGUAAUUUUCGCCACAAAACCCAAUGCAGAGAUACAAUCUGAAAAGUUCACAAAAGAAACUUGUAAACUUUCUUUUAAAGUAUGUUAUUUGGUAUUCAAAAAGGUAUCUGAGUUAAACAAAGCUCUUGAGUUAACAGAAUUACGUCCUAUGAAUUCAAAUGGCCAUGAGAUUAUUGUGGGGAUGAAGAAGUGGAUCCAGGAGCACAAUGCUGCUGUAGAACUGCCUCAAGUUCUGAAGGAGAGAAUUGAAACAUUCAUGAAAACACAUGAUAACAAGACCCAGUCUGAACAAAAACAAGAGAAACAACUUGAGCAACAGGAUGAUGAAGGAUGGAUAACAGUAACCAAGGGAGGAAAAGUACAAAGCUUUGCUCGUACAGAAAAAGUAGAGAGUAAAAUCAUGGCUAAAGAAGAGUCUAAGAAAAAGAGGAAAGAAUUGAAAAACUUCUACACCUUUCAAAUCAGGGAGACCAAGAUGAAACACAUAGUUUCACUCAGACAAAAGUUUGAAGAGGACAAAAAGAAGAUAGUGCAAAUAAAACAAAGUCGUAGAUUUAAGCCAUUUUAAAUAUAUUAUUAAACAUAUUUUCAUAAAUAUAAUAAGUCUUUGAAUACAGAAAUUGUUUUUAUACAUACUAUAA
This is a messenger RNA of Bicyclus anynana (squinting bush brown), 1022 nucleotides long. Its product is annotated as ribosomal RNA-processing protein 7 homolog A. The transcript has 2 exons. Gene Ontology annotation, molecular function: RNA binding. The coding region runs from base 164 to 949 and encodes 261 amino acids. The record is from RefSeq and is a predicted model, not a curated record. Gene Ontology annotation, cellular component: CURI complex; UTP-C complex. NCBI's taxonomy places the organism in Eukaryota, Metazoa, Arthropoda, Insecta, Lepidoptera, Nymphalidae. Gene Ontology annotation, biological process: rRNA processing; ribosomal small subunit assembly.